AUGGGCUGGGGACUCGGUGCCACCACCGCCAUCUUUGAGGGCGCAGACCCGUCUCAAGACGGCGGGAAAAAGCCCAUCUUUGUCAAACCAUGGCUGGAGACCGCCUAUGACCAAGGCUUGGUGGCAAAGCCCAUCUUCUCGGUCGUACUCGGCAAGAGGGGCAAAGACGACGCGGACUUGUCAGCUACAGGUUUCCUUACGAUAGGAGGAGCGCCAUCGUCAUCGUCGUUGCCGCUCACGGGUGCCUACGCUACCACGCCAAUCCUCAAAGAGACGUUUGAUCAUUACCAGCUGGAGAACGAGUAUGUCCACUAUGUCAUCCGACCUGAUGGGUUUGUGGUCGACGGAAAGUUCAUUGCCUGGGCACCAGGUACCUCCGCAGGCACCCAUUACGGCGACAGUCAAGAACGGUUCACGAUCCUGGACACCGGUACCGCUUACACCAUGAUUCCGAAGGCCCUUGUAGAGACAAUCGCCGCAGCUUUCGACCCUCCAGCUUCCUUCAGUCAAGAUGACGGGCUUUGGGUGGCUUCGUGCAGUGCGAAGAUACCUCCUGUCGCCAUCCGCGUCAACGGAACGGAUCUUCCCUUCGCCUCAUCAGACGUUCUCGUCGACGGUACUCUAGGCGUAAUCGACGAGGAGAAGCAGACAUGCAUAAUGGGUUUCAUGGAACCAUCUACUCCGCCCUGGGGUGGCGACCUGCCGUAUAUCCUCGGAGCCAACUUCCACAGGAAUGUCUUAGCAGUACACGAUAUCGGUAACAAGGUGAUGACGUUUGGUGCGCUGAAGUGGGAAUGA
Molecule: messenger RNA, 798 nt
Organism: Alternaria infectoria
Lineage: Eukaryota; Fungi; Ascomycota; Dothideomycetes; Pleosporales; Pleosporaceae
Exons: 2
Coding region: 1-798 (265 amino acids)
Biological process (GO): proteolysis
Cellular component (GO): fungal-type vacuole
Molecular function (GO): aspartic-type endopeptidase activity
Source: RefSeq, a predicted model, not a curated record